Pseudophryne corroboree (corroboree frog) is the source of this 11589-nucleotide messenger RNA. RefSeq names its product cadherin EGF LAG seven-pass G-type receptor 1 (gene CELSR1). Lineage: Eukaryota; Metazoa; Chordata; Amphibia; Anura; Myobatrachidae. Gene Ontology annotation, molecular function: G protein-coupled receptor activity; calcium ion binding. Bases 326 to 9334 code for a protein of 3002 amino acids. The record is from RefSeq and is a predicted model, not a curated record. Gene Ontology annotation, cellular component: plasma membrane. The transcript has 35 exons. Gene Ontology annotation, biological process: cell surface receptor signaling pathway; homophilic cell-cell adhesion; G protein-coupled receptor signaling pathway.
UGCAGCGGCGGCAGCGCUACUGUUGUGUGUCCGGCCCCGCCCGCCCCGGGGUGAGGGAGUGAGUGGGGGCUGAUGAUGCCGCUGUGGGAAGCUCCCAGCACGGCAGGGUGGAUGGAUAGAGCAGGUUUAUGCUAAUGCGGGCUGCGGGGGGAGGAGGCGGCGGCAGAGGAGCGGCACAGGGUGAGGGGGUUGGAGCCAUCUUGAAAUCACUUUCAAAGUUACGGUGGGAAUUGGGCGAAGUUUCCGCGCACCGUGCCCGGCAUGCCGCCGGCCCCCAGCCCGGUGUGAGGGCACUUGAUGGGCAGUGGCCGGACCUGAGCAGGAGAUGUGGGCGCUCUGCGUGUGGGUCACUGUACUCGGGGCGCUGCAGCCGGCGGGGGGGCUGGAUGGGCAACUUCAUCCCGGGACCACUGGAGGAGUCAACCUGUCCCUGGGAUCGGACUGGAGCUACCGCCUGCGGGGAGCCGGAGCGAUGAGCGGGGAGGUGGCCGGGGAUGGACGGCUCAGGCUGGGCACCGGGGCGAGCUGUGAGCGGCUCUCAGCCCUGUCCCAGCCGGUGUACCUGCAGCUCUCCUCCCGGAGCCGGCUCACCACUCUCACCAUCAGGCUGCAGGUCCAGGAGUACGGGCGAGGCUGUUACAUCCAGCAGCGGAGGAAGAGUGCGGGCACCGGGCUGCCUGAGCCCGAUGUGGACGUGGUGUACGGAGCUCUUCCCGGGACGUCCCGCUGCCUCCCCGCCCUCUGUAACAGGACUGAGGCGCUGCUGAGCGCCGUGCUGGGGGUAUCGGGCUGCCGGCUGCGGGACUCCCCGACAUCGCUCUGCCCGGACCCGAGGAAUGCCGUGCACCUGGUGUGCCCGGCUGCGGGGCUCCGCAGGCGGCUGCUUGUACGGCUCCGGCUGCUGCCGGCGGAGGACCGGGGGGUGUCCCGGGGGCAGAGGAGGCUGAAGAGGAGCAGCAACAGCAACCCCCAGUUCCAGCUGCACAACUACCAGGCGUCCGUGCCGGAGAACGAGCCGGCGGGCACCCGUGUGACCUCCCUGCGGGCCACCGACCAGGACCCGGGGGAUGCGGGCAGGGUGCAGUACUACAUGGAGGCUCUGUUUGACAGCAGGUCCAAUGACUACUUUGAUAUAGACCCGGAGACCGGCACCGUCAGCACCACCCAGGCGCUGGACCGGGAGACUAAGGACACCCAUGUGUUCAAGGUUACUGCCACAGACUUCGGCUCCCCCAGGAGGUCCGCCAUCACCUACCUGACAGUGACAGUAAGUGACACCAAUGACCAUGCCCCGGUGUUCGAGCAGUCGGAGUACAGGGAGAACAUUCGGGAGAAUCUGGAAGUGGGCUACGAAGUGAUGACCAUCCGGGCCACGGACGGAGAUGCCCCCUCUAAUGCCAACAUGCUGUACAGGCUGGUCAAUGCAGACGGGGUCAAUGCGGUGUUUGAAAUAGACCCGAGGUCUGGAGUAGUCAGGACCAGGGCACUGGUGGACAGGGAGACGGUCACUGACUACCAGCUCAUAGUCGAGGCCAAUGACCAGGGAAAGGACUCAGGUCCACGGAGUGCCACAGCCACUGUCUACAUCUACGUAGAAGAUGAAAAUGAUAACUACCCGCAAUUUACUGAGAAACGCUAUGUAGUCCAGGUGCCUGAGAACAUCAGCCCCAACACCAAAAUUCUGCAGGUCCAGGCCACAGACAAUGACAAGGGCAACAACGCCAUUGUGCACUAUAGCAUCGUCAGUGGCAACAUCAAAGGGCAGUUCUACAUCCAUUCAUUUACAGGAAACAUCGAUGUCAUUUACCCCUUGGACUAUGAGGCUGUCAGGGAAUACUCCCUGAGGAUCAAAGCCCAGGAUGGUGGAAGGCCACCACUAAUCAACACAACUGGUAUGGUGUCCGUGCAAGUGUUAGAUGUCAAUGAUAAUGCCCCCAUCUUUGUCAGCACCCCCUUCCAGGCCACUGUCCUGGAGAAUGUUCCUGUAGGAUACUCUGUGGUUCACAUCCAGGCCAAUGAUGCAGACUCUGGGGAUAAUGCUCGCAUACAAUACAGUUUAACUGACGUCCCUCCAAAUUUUCCUUUUGUUAUUAACAACAACACUGGUUGGAUCACAGUGUCCAAAGAGUUGGAUAGAGAGGCAGUUGAAUUUUAUACUUUUGGGGUGGAGGCAAGAGAUAAUGGAGAACCAGUUAUGACUUCUUCCGCCAGUGUGACUAUAACCAUUAUGGAUGUCAAUGACAACAACCCCACCUUUACUGAGAAGGUCUACCAGCUGAGGAUCAAUGAAGAUGCUGCAGUGGGGAGCAGUGUUCUCACCAUGACAGCUGUGGACAGAGAUGUAAACAGUGUGGUGACAUAUCAGAUCACUAGUGGGAACACCAGGAACCGUUUUGCUAUCACUAGCCAGAGUGGGGGUGGACUGAUCACCUUAGCUCUACCUCUGGAUUACAAGCAAGAGAGGCAGUAUGUCCUCACUGUCACAGCCUCCGAUGGGACUCGCACUGAUACUGUCCUUGUGUUCAUUAAUGUCACUGAUGCCAAUACACACAGACCAGUGUUUCAGAGCUCACAUUACACUGUGAGUGUGAGUGAAGACAAACCUAUAGGCACAUCUAUUGUUUCCAUAAGUGCCACUGAUGAGGACACAGGGGAAAAUGCAAGAAUAACUUAUAUAAUGGAAGAUAACAUUCCCCAGUUCAGGAUAGACCCAAUUACUGGAACCAUUACCUCAUUAAUAGAAUUGGAUUAUGAGGACCAGGCAUCUUACACACUGGCUGUGACUGCUAAGGAUAAUGGCAUCCCACAGAAGUCUGACACUACAUAUGUAGAGAUACUGAUUUUGGAUGCUAAUGACAACAUGCCUCAGUUUGUGAGGGACAGGUACCAGGGUGCUGUGUUUGAGGAUGUACCAAUUUCCACAAGUGUGCUCCAAAUAUCUGCUUCAGACAGAGACUCUGGUCUGAAUGGAAGGGUUAUGUAUACCUUCCAGGGAGGGGAUGAUGGAGAUGGAGAUUUUUACAUUGAACCUACUUCUGGUAUUAUUAGGACCAAUCGUCGGCUGGAUAGAGAAAAUGUGCCUAUAUACAACCUCAAAGCCUUUGCAGUGGACAGAGGAAACCCACCCCUAAAAGCCCCAGUGGACAUCCAAAUAACUGUCUUAGACAUCAAUGACAAUCCCCCAGUCUUUGAAAAAGAUGAGCUGGAUAUUUUUGUGGAGGAGAAUAGCCCAGUGGGGUCUGUGGUUGCCAGAAUUACUGCUUCUGACCCAGAUGAAGGAACCAAUGCUCAAAUCAUGUACCAAAUAGUAGAAGGUAACAACCCAGAGGUCUUCCAAUUAGAUCUUUUCAAUGGAGACCUGACAGCUUUAAUUGACCUGGACUAUGAAGUGAAGACAGAAUAUGUAAUUGUUGUCCAAGCCACCUCUGCCCCAUUGGUGAGCAGGGCAACUGUGCAUGUCAAGUUGCUGGACAAGAAUGACAACGACCCUGUGCUCCAGGACUUUGAAAUCAUUUUUAAUAAUUAUGUAACCAAUAAGUCCAAUAGCUUUCCAUCAGGGGUCAUUGGGAAAAUCCCUGCAUUUGAUCCUGAUGUAUCUGACACUCUGCAUUACAGCUUUGUGCAAGGGAAUGACUUAAAUCUUCUCAUACUGGACCCAUCUACGGGGGACCUGAAGCUCAGCCGGGACCUAGACAACAACAGGCCACUGGAAGCCCUCAUGCGGGUCUCUGUUUCUGAUGGCGUACAUAGUGUUACUGCGCACUGCACCUUACGUGUUACCAUCAUCACAGAUGACAUGCUGACCAACAGCAUCACAGUCCGGCUAGAAAACAUGUCCCAGGAGAAGUUUCUAUCUCCGCUGCUUUCUCUGUUUGUGGAAGGAGUGGCAACUGUGUUAUCUACCACCAAGGAGGGCAUCUUUGUCUUCAAUAUUCAAAAUGACACUGAUGUGAGCUCCAACAUUCUCAAUGUGACCUUUUCUGCCUUACUACCUGGAGGAGUCCGCAACAAGUUCUUUCAUUCGGAGGAUCUCCAGGAACAGAUCUACCUGAACAGAACCCUUCUCACAAUGAUUUCCACCCAGCGUGUUCUGCCAUUCGAUGAUAACAUUUGUUUGAGGGAACCCUGUGAGAAUUACAUGAAGUGUGUGUCUGUGUUAAAGUUUGACAGCUCAGCUCCUUUCAUAAACUCCAAUACUGUACUUUUUCGCCCUAUUCACCCAAUCAAUGGAUUACGGUGCCGCUGCCCCCCUGGAUUUACUGGAGACUACUGUGAAACAGAGAUUGAUCUCUGUUACUCUAAUCCCUGUGGCAAGAAUGGACAAUGCCGAAGCAGAGAAGGCGGCUACUCUUGUGAGUGCUAUGAAGAAUUUACAGGAGAGCACUGUGAAGUGAGCUCGCGGUCUGGUCGCUGCGUCCCUGGCGUCUGCAAGAAUGGAGGCACCUGCAUCAACCUGCUUAUUGGUGGAUUUAAGUGCAAAUGUCCCCCAGGAGAGUAUGAGAAUCCAUACUGUGAAAUGACCACUAGAAGUUUUCCUCCACAGUCCUUCAUUACAUUCAAAGGCUUAAGACAGCGCUUCCAUUUCACCGUCUCGCUUAUGUUCGCUACCAGGGAGAGGAAUGCGCUGAUACUUUACAAUGGCAGAUUUAAUGAAAAACAUGACUUCAUUGCAUUAGAAAUCAUCGAGGAGCAGAUCCAGCUAACCUUCUCAGCAGGGGAGAGCACUACUAAGGUCAGUCCCUACGUUGCGGGAGGAGUGAGUGAUGGCCAGUGGCAUUCUGUUCAAGUACAAUAUUACAACAAGCCCAACAUUGGAAGGCUGGGUAUUCCUCAUGGUCCAUCUGGAGAGAAGGUGGCAGUAGUAACGGUGGAUGACUGUGAUACCGCAGUAGCGAUAAGGUUUGGAAACCUUAUCAAGAAUUACACGUGUGCUGCUCAGGGAACACAGACUGGCUCCAAGAAAUCACUUGAUUUAACUGGACCACUAUUGCUGGGAGGUGUUCCUAACCUGCCUGAGGAUUUCCCUAUACAGAACAGACAGUUUAUUGGCUGUAUGAGGAAUUUAACCAUUGACAAUAAACCUGUAGACAUGGCUAGUUUUAUAGCCAACAACGGCACUUUAGCAGGCUGUUCUGCAAAGAAAAAUUUCUGUGAUACCAGUUUCUGUCAGAAUGGAGGAACUUGUGUUAAUAGAUGGAACACAUACUAUUGUGAUUGUCCACUACAUUUUGGUGGGAAAAACUGUGAGCAAGUGAUGCCAUUUCCACAACAUUUCCAAGGAGAGGGAAUUGUCAUAUGGACUGAGAUGGAUAUUACGGUGUCUGUGCCAUGGUUUAUUGGGCUGAUGUUUAGAACACGUCAAUCUAAGGCCAUCCUGUUGCAGGCUAAUGCUGGAUCUUCGUCAAGGAUUAAUAUCCAGAUCUUUAACGAUUACAUUGAGUUUGAAGUAUACAACGGCAUUACUCGUAUAGCAGGUAUGAAGAUUGACCAGAUGCGGGUCAGUGACGGUGAGUGGCAUCACCUUCUAAUAGAACUGAAAAGUGCCAAGGAUGGGAAGGACAUCAAGUAUCUGGCUCUCAUGUAUCUGGACUAUGGAAUAUAUCAGAACACUGUGGAAAUAGGCAAUGCUCUCCCGGGGUUGAAGCUGAAGACUAUCUAUGUUGGUGGUUUGUCUGACACGGAAGGCACAGAAGGCUUCGUAACACAAGGCUUUAAUGGAUGCAUGAAGGGAGUGAGAAUGGGAGAAACGUCAACCAACAUAGGAACACUCAACAUGAACAAAGCAAGGGUGAUCAACGUGGAAAGUGGUUGUGAAGUGGACAAUCCUUGUGACUCAAACCCGUGCCCUUACAACAGUGACUGCACUGAUGACUGGAACAGUUUUUCUUGUAAUUGUGAACCAGGGUUCUUUGGGAAAGACUGUGUAGAUGUGUGCAGUCUGAACCCCUGUGAGCAUGUUUCUGCUUGUGCUCGAAAGCCAAGCUCCUCUCAUGGAUACACGUGUGAAUGUGGAGCAAGUUACAGCGGGCAAUACUGUGAGAACAAAAUUAAUUUGCCCUGUCCUAGAGGCUGGUGGGGCAACCCUAACUGUGGGCCAUGUAAUUGUGAAGUGGAUAAAGGUUUUGACCCUGAUUGUAAUAAGACCAAUGGAGAGUGUCGGUGUAAGGAUAAUUACUAUAGGCCACAGGCCAGUGACACUUGUUACCCUUGUGACUGCUUCCCAUCUGGGGCAUAUGAGCGUAGCUGUGACAUGGAAACAGGACAGUGCCCAUGCAAACCUGGAGUCAUUGGGCGACAGUGUAACCGCUGUGACAACCCUUUUGCUGAGGUCACUAAUGAAGGCUGUGAAGUGAUUUAUAAUGCAUGUCCCAAAGCAUUUGAAGCUGGAAUCUGGUGGCCACAGACCAAGUUUGGUCAGCCAGCUGCUGUUCCAUGCCCCAAGGGAUCUGUGGGGAACGCGAUCAGACACUGCAGUGAGGAGAAGGGCUGGCUUCCUCCCGAACUUUUCAACUGCACUACGCUGACCUUCUUGGAAUUGAAAACUCUGAAUGAAAAACUUCACCGUAAUGAGACCACUUUGGAUGGUGUCAAGUCCAUUGAAAUAGCUCGAGUUCUGCAGAACGCCACCAACCACACAAGGCCAUUCUUCGGGAAUGACAUCAGAACCAGCUACCAGAUGCUGGUCAGGGUACUGCAGUACGAGAGCCAGCAGCAAGGGUUUGACUUGGCUGCAACAAGAGAUGUGGAAUUUAAUGAGAACGUCAUCCAUGCAGGCAGUGCGAUAUUGGACCGCAGCAACAAAGACCAUUGGGAUCAGAUCCAGAGGACAGAAGGAGGCACUGCACAUCUGCUGAAGCAUUAUGAAGAGUAUGCCAACAACGUAGCAAGGAACUUGAAAAAGACUUAUAUGAAGCCUUUUGUCAUCGUCACUAAAAAUAUUAUCAUUGCUGUAGACAUAUUUGACAAGGCCAAUUUCAGUGGAGCCAAAGUCCCUGAGUUUAAUGAGAUCUAUGAAGAUUACCCUAAAGAUUUGCAGUCGUCAGUCCUGUUCCCUGACACUUUGUUUAAGCCUCCUGAAAAAAAAGCAGCUCUACCUACGAUAAAGCCUUUCAACCAGAAACAUCCCAUCAGUGAGGACGAAUAUGACACUCGUCUGUCCAAACGAAAAAAGAGGCAACCUGAUCCAUCAGACCAGUAUGCAGUUGCCAUGGUGAUAGUGUACCACUCGCUGGGUCAGCUAUUACCAGAGAAUUAUGAUCCUGACCGCAGGAGCUUAAGAGUUCCCAAUCGUCCGAUCAUUAACACACCUAUUUUAAGUGCAACCGUACAUAAUGAAGGUGAGCCACUACCAUCCCAACUGGACAAGCCAAUAAUACUGGAGUAUACUAUGUUAGAAACAGAGGAGAGAACCAAACCUGUGUGUGUAUUCUGGAACCAUUCCAUCAUAUCUGGAAGCACAGGAGGGUGGUCUUCUAAAGGCUGUGACCUGAUUUCCCGGAAUAAAAGCCAUGUCACAUGUCAGUGCAAUCACAUGACCAGUUUUGCAGUGUUAAUGGACAUUUCUAAGCGAGAAAAUGGCGAGGUGCUUCCUCUGAAGAUUAUCACAUAUACGUCUGUGUCUGUGUCACUGGUGGCUUUGCUGGUCACUUUCAUUUUGCUGAUGAUUAUCAGAACAUUACGUUCCAACAUCCACAAUAUCCACAAAAACCUAGUGGCAGCCCUCUUCUUCUCUGAGCUAGUAUUCCUCAUUGGAAUCAACCAGACCGAAAAUCCAUUUGUGUGUACAGUGAUCGCCAUCCUCCUGCAUUACUUUUACAUGAGUACUUUCGCCUGGAUGUUUGUGGAAGGUCUUCACAUCUACCGCAUGCUGACAGAAGUGCGGAACAUUGAUACUGGUCACAUGCGCUUCUACUAUGUGGUUGGUUAUGGAAUACCUGCCAUCAUUACAGGGCUGGCUGUGGGUCUUGACCCUCAAGGCUAUGGAAACCCGGAUUUCUGCUGGCUCUCAGUACAUGACACAUUAAUCUGGAGUUUUGCUGGGCCCAUCGUCAUCGUAGUCGCUAUAAACACAGUCAUUUUUGUAUUGGCUGUAAAGACGACAUGUGGACGGAGGCAACGUGUAUUUGAGAAAACGGGGGUGAUCUCAACUCUGAGAACAGCCUUCCUCAUGCUGCUCCUGAUCAGUGUCACGUGGCUACUGGGACUCAUGGCCGUCAACAGUGAUGUGAUGACGUUUCACUACCUCUUUGCCAUCUUCAGCUGUAUGCAGGGGCUCUUCAUUUUCUUUUUCCAUUGCAUCUUUAACAAGGAAGUAAGAAAGCAGUUAAAGAAUACAUUCACUGGAAAGAAAUCCCUGGCAGAUGAUACUACAACAAGAGCCGCAUUACUAACACAAACCCUAAAUUGCAAUAAUACAUAUCUGGAUGAAACGAACAUGUACAGAACAGGUUUCGGAGAGUCCACUGUGUCUUUGGAGAGCACCGUCAGGUCAGCCAAGAGCCACAAUAGCUACCUUGCUUAUAUACUCAGGGAUGAGGCUGCGCAGAAGCUCAGCAUGUCUUCAGGACAGACUCGUGCUGGUGUUACUGAGGUCGACACUGCACUGUUCCAUAGAAACCGCACACGUUCCCAUGGCAAUGACUCGGACUCAGACAGUGAGCUGUCCCUUGAUGAGCACAGCAGCUCGUACGCUUCCUCACACUCUUCUGACAGUGAGGAAGAAGAGAUUGAAGCCGAGAAACAAUGGAAACCCACCAGUCCUAAAAAUAAUGAUCGAGGACCUGUUCAUAGCACCCCUAAAGUGGAUACAGUACCAAACCACGUUAAACCUUACUGGCCAGCUGAAUGUAUGACUGCCAGUGACAGUGAGGAUCAGGGCAACAAAUGCACGCUGAAGGUAGAGACCAAAGUGAAUGUAGAGCUUCAUAAUGAGAACAAGGUUAAUCAUUGCGGAGACACACCUCGUGACAAGGAGAACGAUGCACAGAACAAAGAUGGAAAACUUGUCAUCAAUCAAAACAAUCAGCAGCCAGAACUCAGAAAAGGUAUUCUGAAAAACAAAGUCACGUACCCACCACCCUUGACUGAUAAAAACAUGAAAAACCGACUGCGUGAGAAGUUGGCAGACUAUAAUCAAAGCACUAUUUCAUCAAGGACUUCUUCCCUGUGCUCCAAUGAUGGCGUACGUCCAGUAACGGACUCUGCAAUAACCAUAAAGAAUGCACGGAGUGACCACUCUCGAGAACAACUCAAUGGUAUGGCGAUGAGUGUGCAAGUUGGGCCUACAAAUGGAGAAGCUUCAGAUUCUGACGGCAGUAAUGAAACUUCAAUUUGAAUCAUCAGGAAACCAUGAAGGCUGCUAGUGACCGGAAAUCCUCGUUCCAAGCUUGUGACUUCCCGAACACCUGGGACUAGACAGAGAUGUACAAGUGUGCUGGUCGGGGAUGUAUCAUUGCUAAUGCAAUUACUAAAUAUGGCAGACUUGUGACUGCUUCAUGACAUACAUCACAGGGCCGCGCUAUCAGGAUCUAUGAGAAUAAAAACCCAGUGCCAAAUUGUGACAAUAAGGCUCCAUUGCCCAGGAUGAAAAGGACAUCAUAGCUGUGGACAUUGAUAGACUGGCGGAUGCUCAGAGCCAUACGUUGCAGGCAAGACUGCUUUGUGGUGUAAUCUAAGCUACGACUCUAGAAUGAAUGUAAAUACAAUGGAUCUACUAUGUUAAAAUCAGCACUCUGACCCGUCCUCUUAUUUGGGGGCCCGGCGAUGCUGAUUCUCUGUGCUCUGUCACAAUGUGACCUUCCAGCCUACUGAACAAUACACACCGGAAUAUGACACCAAGUGCCCUACUCAAUUUCACCACAUUACAAUGUGUCUUAAAAACAAAUCAUCAUUGUAUAAAUCUGUUUAAAAAAACUUAUUGUAGAUAUUUUUUUAUAUAUUUUGUAUGAAGACUUUUACAAAGAAAACAAAGCUCUUUUUGUAAAUUUUACAUUACUACUAGUUUUGUCCAUUUGCUAUCCACAGUCCUACUGAUGACAGAUAUUUUUAUAUUAAGACGAUUGCACAAUGUUACUUGAAUUUUAACUUUUAUUUUUAAUGAUUCUUAUUCUAGACACCUGUCCUAUGUUAAGAUUAAAAAAAAAGAAUCAGUUAAUAUUGCUGCCAAGUAAUUCUUAUUGUUUAACACUACUUUCAUGAUUCCUCUGUUAGGACACAAGUGCCUCUACCAUUGUCCGUCCAGUUGUGAAGACAGCCUACCCUAUGUAUCUUCCAUGUAAGUCCACCAGUGGGGUGUUCGACUGUAUUGCCUACAGGCUAUCAGUGUACCUGGUUCACAGUGAAACUGCGUGGCAUAAAGGCAGCAUUCAGAUUGUUACGCAUAUUAUGCUGGUAAAGGCCUAUGACCUGGAGAGUUGUUAGUUUACUUUAUUGGUCCUCUUUUAUUUUUACUGCAUGUCAAAAUCUUUUACACAUUUGAAAUGUUUAUUAGGAAUUCACCGGAUAACAGAACUUCCAAAUUUUGAAGACCCAAAUUGUUGAACACUUGAGUUAUUAAGAAAUGUUUGUGGAGAAUCGUGAAAUUCUAGUGCAUUGCUGUCCAUCUGUUCACUCAGGAACCUGAUUUCUUUGUCCCUCAUUAUUCUAAAAGUCUACAGAAACUGUUGUAUGUUGUGGUAUAAUAAUUAGCAGUGUGCAGGAGGGUCCUGGCUUAUGCAGUGUAGCAUUAAUGGCUGCUCACGCUCGUGCUAUCUAAAGGUCAUUGAGUCAGGCUGGCAGCUACACAGAACUUGGUAUCAGCAGACAAAUCUGAAUGUACGUGUGGGCGCCACUGAAUAAUCCUCAGGAUCCUAAGCAAUGCAUAUAAGCUCAAUAUCACGAAUUGCGAUAGUUUUGCUAAAUUGUUCAAAUAUUAGUAAAAAAAAAAUCUGGAUACUGUACGGUAGCCUAUACCACACAGAAACAAGACAAUUAACGCAGAAGUAGCAGAUUGGGGGUUGUUGUGUUUUUUUUUUUUUUAAAGUGCCUUGCUUUUUCAAGUAUUGGUGAUCUGCACAAUAAUUGUAUUUGUUUUGAAGCUCAUGGUUUCUUUAAUCAAUGUUUCAAAUAGAAAAAAAAAUAUUCCGUCAUACCUUUAAUAUUUAUGGAGGCAAAUAGUUUUUUUAUAUCUGUGUACACGCAGGCUCAAUGGCAGAGGAAUGUUCUAGAUGACAUAUGUAUAUUGUGACUCCGCUAAAUGUCUUUUGGAAUUUUGGAAAGAAGAAAUGUUAAAUAUUGGCAAGGUUUUUUUAUUUGUAAUAUUAUUUUUAUGACAAAUAUUAGACACUGGAUCUUUUUUACAUGCAUAUUUAUUAAUGUACAAAACACUGGAAAAGCAGUACUGAUAAAAAUGGAACAGUAAAUUAAAAUGUUCAACUUGUAUUAUUGUGCUGACUCAUUUUAUCAUCUGAAAGCUAACGGCAAAGUGAAGCAAAUCACUUCAGUAAACAAAUUAACCUUUAAAAGGAAACCUCUACCAAAAUAUACUGUAACAUGUAAAAAUAAAAUGUGUGCUUUACAAUUAAUUUAACCACCUGAAAACUGCAUUCAUCU